UCAAUAAACAGCUGUCAACUCAAUCCUAUUAACGAAACGUCAUCACUUAUUGUCUAUCGAGUAAAAAUUGUCUUGGUUGCGUGGAAAAAUUGUGCAUUUUCAAAAUAAAUUUGUCUAGGCAUUCAUAAUGAUGUGGAAUAAAUAAAGUGUCAAUUGCAGUGAAGUGUGAGGCAACGGAAAUAAUUUGCAAUAAAGAGAUUCAUUUGUUCACUGGUUGCAGUGCUAGAAGAGGUGUGUGUGUGUGUGUUUGUGCUUCUGCUGCGGUUACUUCCGUAGCACAGAAGGAAAAUUUAAUACAGACGCAACGGAAUAAAAUCUAUAAAAAUGACAUUACCUGGUAAUGGAAUCUUUGUUGUGCGCGAGCAAAUGUCCACGCUGAUGACAGCGAUGCGGCGUGGCUCGCGAUGGAACUCAUCCGCUUACGUGGACGAGGAGAAGGAUAGUUUGAUGAAAAUGUUCGUUAAUCUUAAAGAGAUUUUAAGGAGCGUAGAGGAUUUAAGAUUAAUAGAGCCUAAUAUAUUUUUGGCGCCCUUCUUGGAGGUAAUACGUACCGAUGAGACGACGGGUGCGGUCACUAGUCUAGCGCUGGAGGCGAUUAAUGAAUUUCUAUCUUCAGGAUUAAUAGAUCCUACCUCACCCAACCUCGCCGUCACUGUUGAAAAUGUCGUCGAUGCUGUCACGCAUGCUCGUUUCAUGGGCACCGAUCAGUCAUCAGACGGCGUCACCCUCUUUUGCGUGGUCGAAGUUCUGCACACACUUAUGCGUUCGCCCGAGGGUUCAGUACUAAGUAACGAAGCGGUUUGUGAAGUAAUGCUCAGUUGCUUUAAAAUUUGCUUUGAACCGCGCCUCAAUGAGCUGUUGCGUCGUUAUGCCAAAAAAGCGCUCAAGGAUAUGGUAUGGCUUCUCUUCAUGCGCCUGCCUCAAUUCUCCGAAGAUCGUAAUGCAGCAAAUGUUUUACGUAAAUUCCAAAUGAUAGCUACCGCUAUGGAUCAGAGCAAAACCAAACAGCGAAAAAAGCCACCGAAAGGAGGGCAAGCAUCGGUGGCAAAAUCAGAAAUUCAGCGUAAGUUAUCAGCAACAGCUGCAGUGGAUCCGCAGAGCCCACAUUUGCAGGUGCCACACGUAAAAGCGGCACCCUUGGCCACUACACCUGCAACGCCGGCAGGCAAUAUACUCGAUAUGCAGGGAAAAAUUACGCAUACGCCCACCACAGGGCAGGGAACUGUAGAUGUUGAAGGUCCAGCAGAGCCUGCAAUAUAUGUAGAACAUUGUGGGGAGAAUGCCGACGGCACGGAAGGUGGCGCGCAAACGCAACCGUUAAUUGUUGCAGAGCAGCAAUCAAUCGAUGGCGGCGCCAUCUUAGCAACAACUGGGGUAGAUAGCGAGGAAAACGUGUUACAGAGCAAUAGUGGUGGAAGUAGUGAGUACAUCAAUUCGGUGGGUGUGCGUUUCACACAACAAAACUCGUUGGAUGGCUCGGAAGGCGUCGGAUCUUUGCUGCCCUAUGGCCUACCAUGCAUACAGGAGUUGUUCCGAUUUCUGAUACUACUGUGCAAUCCAUUAGACAAACAGAAUACGGACACCAUGAUUCAUAUGGGUUUGAGUUUGCUCACAGUGGCCUUCAAGGUGGGCGCAGAUAACAUUGGCAAAUACGAUACGCUGCUGGAGUUGGUUAAAGAUGAUUUGUGCAGAAAUUUGUUUGCAUUGAUGAACUCAGAGCGUUUAACAAUUUUUGCCGCUGAUUUACAACUUUGCUUUCUGUUGUUCGAAUCAUUGCGCGGUCAUUUGAAAUUCCAAUUGGAAGCCUACCUCAAGAAACUAUCGGAGAUUAUAUCAAGCGAUAGUCCUAAAACACCUUAUGAAAUGCGUGAGCUCGCCUUGGAUAAUUUACUGCAGUUGUGGCGAAUACCUGGUUUCGUCUCAGAACUGUACAUCAAUUAUGACUGCGAUUUAUACUGCACUGACCUUCUCGAGGGACUUGUCAAUUUACUCUCCAAAUAUACACUCUCCGCUACGAAUGCGCUUUAUAGCACACACAUUAUCUCACUGGAGACGCUGACUUCAAUCAUCGAGAGUAUUGAACAAAAUUGUGUUGCAUCAAAGAAUAUUAGUAAGGAUGAUACUAAUUCAUAUGCAGGCGUGUCCUCAUCUAGUCGCCAUUCACGUCACAACUCCGAAUUAGAGGGCAUCAUAAUUGAUGGCAACAACGAUGACAACAAAUCGGUUGUGGAGAACAUUUCCAAAUUUAUUAAUAGCUCAUCGCGUAUGCGCCUAGGCGCUGGUGGUAUACCUAACACAGGGCUAACGCGCGAGUUCCUAGCUAGUGUGAAGGAGAAGAAGCGUGUGCUGACACAGGGCACGGAGCUGUUCAAUCAACGGCCGGAUAAGGGCAUACAAUACUUGCAAGAACAUGGCAUAUUGAGCGCGCAACUCGAUCCCAUGCAAGUGGCUUUGUUUUUGCGCGAAAAUCCCGGACUAGAUAAGAAAAUGAUUGGCGAGUACAUAUCGAAGAAGAAGAAUGUCGAUUCGAAGAUUCUCAUAAAUUUCGUUGACUCAUUUGAUUUCUCUGGCCUGAGAGUGGAUCAAGCCUUGCGUUUGUAUUUGGAAACGUUUCGUUUGCCGGGCGAAGCGCCGCUAAUUUUCCUUGUGCUUGAACAUUUCGCCGAUCACUGGCACAAACAAAAUAACGAACCAUUUGCCAAUAGCGAUGCAGCUUUCAGUUUGGCCUAUGCCAUUAUAAUGUUGAAUAUGGAUCAGCAUAAUUUGAAUGCAAAGCGUCUAAAUGUGCCUAUGACACAGGAGGACUUCCUGAAGAACUUGCGAGGUUUGAAUGGUGGAGUCAAUUUCGAUGAGGAGAUGCUUUCGAGCGUUUUCAAUGCGGUCAAAAAUGAAGAAAUUAUUAUGCCAGCUGAGCAAACAGGUUUGGUGCGAGAGAAUUACUUGUGGAAGGUGCUUUUGCGGCGCGGUUGUGGCUCAGACGGCUUAUUUAAAUACGUGCAAGACUCUGCGUACGAUUUGGAGGUCUUCAAUUUACUGUGGGGCGCUUCGUUAAGUGCACUAAGCUUUAUGUUCGACAAGAGCAGUGAGAAUGGCUAUCAGCGUAUACUGUGUGGCUUCGCCAAAUGCGCUGGUAUAGCUGCUCACUACAAUUUGCAUGCCAAUUUCGAUGCUCUCAUUCUAACACUCUGUAAAUUCACCACCCUUUCCAAUCUGUCCCAGCCGGAGGCACCUACCGUGUCCAACAACGAACUCACACAAUCUGUUAAUUUCGGUUUCAAUGCAAAGGCACAGGCCGCAAUGCGCACUGUCUUCGCUCUGGUGCACGAUUAUGGCGAUUGCUUGCGUGAAGGCUGGAAGCAUAUCCUAGAAUUAUUCCUGCAAUUGUUCCGCUUGAAAUUGCUACCAAAAUCAUUGAUUGAGGUUGAGGAUUUCUGUGAGGAAAGCGGAAAAACGCAAUUAAAACUGGAGAAACCCAGUCAGAAGCAAGAGGCAGGUCUGUUCUCUAGUCUUUAUUCGUAUCUCUCUUCGGAGGGCCAACGUGAGCCCACCUACGAAGAACAAGAGUUCAUAAAGAUGGGAAAGAAAUGCAUAAAAGAGUGCCAAUUGGAUCAGAUGAUACAAGAAUCGAAGUUUGUGCAGCUGGAGUCACUACAAGAGUUGCUUCGGAAUAUUUUAACGCUAAUUAAACCGCCAACAGCGCAUAAAUUUGAAGAAGGUGUGCUCUAUACCGAAGACGUGGUUGUUUUCUGGAUGGAGUUACUGGUGAAAAUUGUCAUACAAAAUCGCGAUCGCAUGGUGCAUUUGUGGCCGGAUGUGCGUGAUCGCAUCUAUCUGCUGCUGAUAGGUGCCACCACCUACGACUAUGAAUACCUGCUCAAUCGCAGCACUGUGGCCAUACUGAAGUUGGCCAUAUACUUGAUGCGCAACGAGGAGCUGUGUCCCAUUGUGCUUCAAUCACUCAAGAUGCUUCUAACGCUAAAAUCGCCUGUUAUCUUGCGUAUUUCGCGCCAAAUUUCUACCGGUGUUUAUGAGCUGCUGAAGACUUCAGCACAAAAUAUACACUCCGAACAGGAUUGGCAAAUAAUUUUCACCAUAUUGGAAUGCGUGGGUGCUGGCGCAGUGCCACCAGAAAUUGUCGAUACCUUUUUGCCACAGCUGCCGUUGGAGUUAACUGGAGGCGCGAAUUCGGAGGGCACGCUGAGCAGCGAGGAGGACUCAGGUUUGCCUGAUCGCGGCUACAUAUCGGACACAGAAAUUAGUGUGAAGUCACAACAGCAAGCACAGCAGCAAAAGCAGCAACAGCAAACACAUUCGAACAUGAACAGUCCGUAUCCGUCAAGUCCAACCGCCGAGAAUUGGAUUUUAGUGAACAAAGAUAGCGAUUUGUCAACGCAAUCACGGCCACAAUCGCCACCGGCCGCUGCCACUGUACCCGCACCCACAUCCGCAGCGAAGCCUUCGCCUCUCAUCUACAAUUGCAAGCUGGACGAACACUCGCCCAUUGCGCUCUUGAAGUGCUGGGACUCGCUGGCGUUUAUUGUGCGUAACGUUGCCCAUAUCACACCCUACAAUUUCGAGUCGUGUGUGCGUUGCAUACGCACAUUCGUGGAGUGUUGCCGCGACGGAGGCAUCGCACAGCGUCGCAAGUUCGAAGCUGAGUUAGCGUCAAAGUCCACAACAGUCGCUGCUAAUGUUGCUGCGCAACGCCGUAGAGCAGCUGGUAAGCGCACCGAACGCGACGGUCAACACAAAGCGAGUGCUGGUGGUGAUUAUUAUGGGCAAGAUCAACGUGGGGGCGAUGCUAAGGAAGAGGAUUUGCGUCAGCGCUACGAAACGCUCUCUAUACAAUUGAUUGACCUCAUGUAUACGCUGUAUACGCGUACGGCACAGAUCUUUCGUUGGUGGGCGGAAGAGGAGUGCGCCGUGCCCCAGUGCUCAGCAUUGUGGGCGCAAGGUUGGUGCCCGCUGCUGCAGGGCAUAGCACGCUUGGCCAUGGAUCGACGGCGUGAAGUGCGCACCUAUGCCAUAUCUUGUUUGCAGCAGCGCGCUUUGUUGGUGCACGAUUUGCAGACAUUGUCCGGUGCUGAGUGGGCGUCGUGUUUCCAGCAAGUACUAUUUCCAUUACUCAACGAAUUGUUGCCUGAGUGUGCAUCAGUUGCGCAUUUGGACAUUGUGUUGUUAGAGGAGUCUCGCAUACGCACGGCCACUAUUAUGUCGAAGGUGUUUUUGCACCACCUAACACCGUUGAUAGAAUUGGGAACGGCAUUCAAUGAGCUUUGGGUUGAUAUACUGGACUAUAUCGAACGAUUUAUGAAAGUAGGUUCGGACAUGCUAUCGGAGCAGAUGCAGGAAAUACUGAAAAACAUGCUGCUAGUGAUGCAUUCGGUGCGUGUGUUCCACAACGAUGAUGGCACGCUCCAACUACCGUUGUGGGAGUUGACCUGGAGGCGCAUUGGCGAAUUUUUGCCGAAUAUCAAAGAAGAGUUAUUUCAUGACGAAGAUAAUCGCGCUCAAGUAAUGUCUGUGACCAAUGCCACAUCGCCUCCACCACCACCACCAGCAGUGCCAGCUGAAAGUCCAAACUCACCAACAGAAGCGCAAACAUACAUGCAUCCAUUGCUGUUGCCACCCGCGCCGCUGGUACUGCCAGCCGAUGCACAGUCGUCGAAUACGUUGAAUGGUGCCGUGGAAGUGACUUACGCGCAACGCCCCAACUCUGCUGAGCUGUUAUCAAGUGCGCAGCGUUACAAUUUAGGGGCAUCAUCUCCGCGACACUCAUUGGCCGCUUCGCCCAUCACCACCAAUCCGCUGCUGCUCUUGGGUGAUGCACCAAUGUUAGUGCGUCCUGUGCCUACUAUUGUAGCGAAACCCAUACCGGACGUUUCCACAGCCGCUGGUGUGAUGCCUAUAGUGUCGGUUGCUACAACAUCUGCUCCUCCGCCAGUUGUGGCUGCUAUCAGUUCGCCAGCCAGUUUACCCGAUUUAGUUCAUGACACACCUCAGUUGGCCGAAAAUACGUUAGUAGCCGGCCAAAAAACUGAUAAUCAGACAAAGAGCGCGUUGCCAACACAAACACAGUGGAACCCACAACCCAUGGCCGUCAAAAAUAGUGUGCAAAAUAACAUUUACAACAGUAACUCAUUCUCUAUUGAGCUGCCGGAAACGCCACCUACCGUAGCUGGCGCAAAUGCCGAGUUAACACAAGGGCAACAUCAUGAGCAGCAACAAUAUCCAGAUUACACCAUUGCUCAGGAAGCUGCUGCACAAAAGCAGUACUCGCAGCUAUUACUUCAGCAGCAACAACAACAACACCACCAACAACAGCAGCAACAACACACUUUAUGCAAUCAACAUUUGCUUGAAGGACACAACUCCGCCACCACACAAACAGUCGAUGUGCAGGAGAAAACACAACAACAACAACAGCAACAGGCUGUAGACCCAAAGGCGGCCAAUAAUGUGCCAAUAACCACCCCACACCAUUUCUACGCCAGUGGUCAGUACCUUGCUAUGCAAACUGCGAAACAACAACAACAACCGAAUCCUGCCGUUAUACAGAACUUUUCGUCGUCACCCUCAAUGCAAUAUCCCACACUACAACAACAAAGUGGUGAAACGGAUAUAUAUCAGGAAUACAUUACUAAUCCUUACAAUUUGGCGACACCCGCUGGACAUUCGGAGAUGGCGCAUCCACCAACGAUGACGAAUGUUUUCGCCUCUCCAGCGAGUUACUUCAAUGCUAGCGUAGAUCCCAGCUCAAUACCGCCCGGCUCGGAAAUGCUAUAUGGCCAGCCAUAGGGCAUGUAGCAAAGGCAAUUUUGCGAGCCGAGGCUGUAGUUAAUUAAAAUUAAAUAACGAAUUACAUAUACAUACAAAUAUAUCUAAGUAUAAAAACGUACACAAAAAUGUAGUGUGCAAAAUGAGCGCCAGAUGUAUGGGAAUGUGCACGUGUGAGUUGAAUUUUGUUUCAACCCAUAUUCAACACAUUUUACUUUAAAAAAUUUAUAAUUUUGGAAACGGU
Anastrepha ludens (Mexican fruit fly) is the source of this 7021-nucleotide messenger RNA. It is a transcript of the gene garz, whose product is annotated as Golgi-specific brefeldin A-resistance guanine nucleotide exchange factor 1. The transcript is spliced from 10 exons. The record is from RefSeq and is a predicted model, not a curated record. Gene Ontology annotation, molecular function: guanyl-nucleotide exchange factor activity. Lineage: Eukaryota; Metazoa; Arthropoda; Insecta; Diptera; Tephritidae. The coding region runs from base 325 to 6798 and encodes 2157 amino acids. Gene Ontology annotation, biological process: regulation of ARF protein signal transduction.